Mytilus californianus (California mussel) is the source of this 1634-nucleotide messenger RNA. Its product is annotated as ryncolin-1-like. The transcript is spliced from 5 exons. NCBI's taxonomy places the organism in Eukaryota, Metazoa, Mollusca, Bivalvia, Mytilida, Mytilidae. Bases 141 to 1460 code for a protein of 439 amino acids. The record is from RefSeq and is a predicted model, not a curated record.
ACGAAACAAGAUAUUUUGAGAGUAAUUAUAAAAGAUAUAUGUUAUAGGUCAGUUACGCAGUUCUUCCAAGUCUUCAGAAGAACAGUAUUUUACCAUUACAAAAGCUUCGAUAUACAGAGAUACGUUUAAGCGAACUCGCAAUGAAUGAUAUGGAAAACAUAAUAAUAUUUAUUUUACAUAUAUUUUUAUUGGCUACUGUUCACGUUGACGGUAAACCGUGUUCAAACUCCAGUUCAGAAUGUCAGCAAGUAAGGAUGCCUCUGGUGUCAAACAAACUUAAUGCCCAAUUGGUCGCCGAACUUGAUGUCACGUCAAUGAACAAUCAAUUGAAAACGUACAUCCGUGAUGACAUUAAAUCCACUUUAUCUGAGGAUAUCAAAGCCCUGGUGAAAAAGGAGCAAGAUGAUACAAAGUUCUCGAUGUUACAGGAUUACUCGUCUAAACUGAAUAAGACAAAAAAAGAAUAUGACAAUCACAUUUCGGAAGUAGUUCAAAGUCUUGAAGCAAAACAAAGUGAGCUACAGCUUGAAAUAUCUGAUGUUAACAAAAGUAUAAGUGAAAGUGAAUCAACCUUCAAUACGGAAAUAACAGCUUUGUUGAGUGGGUUUGAACAAAGACAAGAACGUUUAAAAUUAGCAAUGAUAUCGGAAUAUACAUUUAAAAUUCGACAAUCUGAAGAUGCUAACAACCAAAACUUUAUUGAUCUUGCGAGUGAACAGAAAUCUCAAUUUGCUGAUUUGUCACGAGAAUUGAAAGAGGAAUUUAUGAAAAGUACUACUAACCUGCAAACUCAAAAGAAGGAAUUAGAAGAAUGGAAAACAAAUGUGAUGGCAAUGCUAAAAGGUGCAUUUGCUUCUUUACAAUAUAAGGACUGCAGCUACAUGAAAGGACAACAACGGGAGAGUGGAGUAUAUACCAUAUACCCGGAAUAUACAAAUGGAAUCAAAGCCUACUGUGAUAUGUCCACUGAUGGAGGUGGAUGGACAGUAAUACAAAGAAGAGUAAAUGGAACAACAGACUUCGAAAGAAACUGGGUCGAUUAUAGGGAAGGCUUUGGUGAUCCACAGAAAGAAUACUGGCUUGGUAACAAAUAUUUAAACAUUCUUACGACUAAUGGUAAAUAUGAACUAAGAGUAGAUCUAAAGGACACAUACAACUGGAUGACGUAUGCUUUGUACAAGACAUUUAGUGUUAGUGACGAGAAUUCACAAUACAAGCUCACAAUUGGGGGAUAUAGUGGAACACUAGAUAAUGGGAUGGCAUACAACAAUGGUAGGAAAUUCACCACAAAGGAUCGUGAUCAUGAUAACUCUGGAGAAAACUGUGCUAUAAAACGUGGCGCUUGGUGGCAUGGAGUCUGUAGUCCUGCACAACUGAACAUCGACAUGACAAAGAAAAAACUAUAUUGGUACAGAUAUGAUUUUAUCACGUCAAGUAUGAUGAUCAGAAAAAUUAUGUAAAGAGAAUGUUUUCCGUUACAUUUAAAUGCCGAUCAAUAUAAAAAUUUAAUUACGUUAUGAUAAAACAAACGUGAUUUGCAUAUUUGUUAUAAGUGUGUCAAAUUAUUUAUAAUGUUCAGAAAACUGCGUGAAAAAUGAAUGAACAAAAUUAUAAUAAAGUAAGUAUAAGAAACA